AAGGCAAUUAGGCAACAUCAUACAAAGAGUAUACAAUACUAUGACAUCAUAGUAAUCUGUGUAGGGCAAAAGUGCCAAAACAAAACUGAAGAAGACAAAUAAAAAUAUCGAAUAAAACCUGUGUAUUUGUUAAGUUUACUAAAACACAAGAUUUAUCAAAGAAGACCAGCACACUUGCAUUCUUAAAACAAAAUAACUCUUAUCCUGUUUUGUAAACAUGUUACAUGUAUUGCAGGUUCAACAUUAAUUAACACUACUUGUUAUGACCAACUUCUGUAUAAAUAUGGGAAGGCACGCGGAAUGGAGAAAAAUUGCAAAAAGGGAAAGAAGAAAACGAAUCCGUACUAUUCAAGCCAAAGAAAGAGAUAAAGUAAUGCUCUCUGACUUUUACAUGAAACAACAAGAACUUGAGCUUGAAUUACUACUUGAACAGAUUACUAAACAGAAUGACGAGGAAAAUGAAAAAUGGAUGAGGGCUGAACUUAUUGCAAAUACACGGUGGAAAAGACUUUUGGAAGAAAGGGAAAGGCAUAAACAAAAACGCUUAGAACAGGAAGCUAAACUUAAACUGGAAUGGGAAUUAGAGCAAAAACAGAAACAAAUUGAAGAAGAAAGGAUUGCAGCUGCAAAAGAGGAAUUGAAAAGAAAACAAGACAUUUUCAUGAACAAUUUAGACAAAUUCUUGUCUGGAGACUCAGAUGAACCUCCAGCUGAAUUGAAAGUUAUGCAUGAGACAAGACCUGAUGCAGCAUUAUGUCCAUUUUUCUCCAAAACAGCAUGUUGCAGAUUUGGGGAUCAGUGCUCUAGAAAUCAUCAAUACCCAGGCAUUAGCAAAGUGUUAUUAGGUACAAAUUUUUAUGUUCAUUUUGGGCUUAGUAAUGCAAAUCUCAAUGAAUAUGACACAGAUAUUAUGCUUGAAUAUGAGGACAAUGACACAUACAAAGAGUUCAAAGAAUUUUUCUAUGAUGUUCUAUCUGAAUUUGAAAAAUUUGGUAGAAUUAUACAGUUUAAGGUAUGUAAUAACUACGAAAAGCAUCUUCGAGGAAACACUUAUGUAGAAUUUGCUGAGUUGCGAUCUGCUGUGGCGGCAUACCGAUCUCUACACACUCGCUGGUAUGGUGGCAGACAACUCUCCUUACAGUUCUGCCUCAUAAGUUCAUGGAAAAAUGCAGUAUGUGGUCUCCAGUUACGAAGGCGCUGUCCAAAAGGACGUGCAUGUAAUUUCUUACAUGUUUUCAGAAAUCCAAAUAAUUUGUUCAAUGGUUACAAUAAUGAUGUGCCAAGAUCUUCCCGAUCAUCAGUGCGAUCAUGGCGGUGGUCAGAAUCUCCGGAAACGGAGGUUCACAAAAGAAUUAAUUCAGGUCGCUCUGAUAGAAGUAGUUGUAUUACAACUACAAGUGAUAAAAGACGCCGAAGAUCUAGAUACAGUGAUGAUGAUGAUGAUGAUAACCACCACCGCCGUCAUUCACCUCGACGAAGUAAGCGACGAUAGCCACUUCCUUGACGAUCAACUGAAAUGCGCAAUAUUUUUAUAGUAAUAUUGCACAAUGUUACUGUAGGACUAUGAGCCGCCUUAGAUUCUGGAAAAUAAAUGGUAUUUUUUUAAUAA
Helicoverpa zea (corn earworm) is the source of this 1609-nucleotide messenger RNA. Its product is annotated as U2 small nuclear ribonucleoprotein auxiliary factor 35 kDa subunit-related protein 2. Gene Ontology annotation, cellular component: U2AF complex; spliceosomal complex. The record is from RefSeq and is a predicted model, not a curated record. Gene Ontology annotation, molecular function: pre-mRNA 3'-splice site binding; metal ion binding. Gene Ontology annotation, biological process: mRNA splicing, via spliceosome. NCBI's taxonomy places the organism in Eukaryota, Metazoa, Arthropoda, Insecta, Lepidoptera, Noctuidae. The transcript has 8 exons. Bases 263 to 1492 code for a protein of 409 amino acids.